This is a messenger RNA of Oryza sativa Japonica Group (Japanese rice), 1552 nucleotides long. Lineage: Eukaryota; Viridiplantae; Streptophyta; Magnoliopsida; Poales; Poaceae. The record is from RefSeq and is a predicted model, not a curated record.
UGUUGGGCAGAUCAGUUCACUUGGUUAGCGAGCGCGUGCGGCGGCAGGCAUUGAACCCUGUGAUCGAGCGAUCGAGCUAGCUAGACUUCCAGCACGAGCGGCGAUGUCGACGACGGCGGCGACGACGCUGGGGCGCGAGCUCCUGGAGGCGGCGAGGGCGCCGGAGUUCGCGGGGUGGCUGCGCGGCCUGCGCCGCCGCAUCCACCAGCACCCGGAGCUCGCGUUCCAGGAGCACCGCACCAGCGCGCUCGUGCGCGCGGAGCUGGACGCGCUCGGCGUCGCGUACGUGUGGCCCGUCGCGCAGACCGGCGUCGUUGCCACCGUCGUCGGCGCCGCCGGCCCCGGCCCCGUGUUCGGGCUCCGCGCCGACAUGGACGCGCUCCCCAUCCAGGAAAUGGUAGAAUGGGAAUUCAAGAGCUUGGAAGAUGGAAAGAUGCAUGCGUGUGGGCACGAUGUUCAUGUCGCAAUGCUGCUGGGAGCUGCUAAGCUGCUGCAAUCACGCAGGGAUCAUUUCAAUGGGAAGGUGAAGCUCGUGUUCCAGCCGGCGGAGGAGGGGUACGCCGGCGGGUACUAUGUGCUCGAGGAAGGCGCUGUGGACGAUGUGCAGGGCAUCUUCGGCAUGCACGUCGAUGCGGGUUUGCCGGCGGGCGUAGUCGCGUCCAGGCCGGGGCCGUUCCUCGCCGGCUCGGCUCGCUUCACGGCGACCAUCAACGGUAAAGGCGGCCACGCGGCGGCGCCCCACCACGCCGUCGAUCCGAUCGUGGCUGUCUCUUCCGCCGUCCUCAGCCUCCAGCAGAUUGUUGCUCGCGAGACCGAUCCCCUCCAAGGCGCGGUGGUGUCUGUGACCACCAUCAAAGGAGGUGAAGCUUUCAAUGUCAUUCCGGAAUCUGUCACUCUGGGCGGCACCUUGAGGAGCAUGACAACCGAUGGCAUGUCUUACCUCAUGAAGAGAAUCAGAGAGGUGAUAGAGGGGCAAGCAGCCGUGAACCGGUGCACGGCGGCGGUGGACUUCAUGGAGGAUAAGCUCCCGCCAUACCCAGCGACGGUGAACGACGAGGAGAUGUACGCGCACGCCAAGGCGGUGGCGGAGAGCAUGCUCGGGGAGGCCAACGUGAAGCUGUCCCCACAGGGCAUGGGGGCGGAGGAUUUCGGGUUCUACGCGCAGAGGAUCCCGGCCGCCUUCUUCGGCAUAGGGGUCGGCAACGAUGGCGGCGGGAUGGCGGAGACGACGACGAAGAAUCAGCUGCACUCGCCGCACUUUGUCGUCGACGAGGAAGCGCUCCCCGUCGGAGCCGCCUUCCACGCCGCCGUCGCCAUCGAGUACCUCAACAAGAACGCCUCUGGCCCUUCAGCCUGAUGCGUCCCGUCAAGGAGCUUAAAUCGCCUAUGCAUGGCUUGGUAAUGGGGUUAUCUAAGACUAUAAUAAUAUCCAAAAAUAAUGGUCCUACUAGCUACUAGCUGCCCAAGAACAGGCCGUUACAAAAACGUGUAAAAACUAUUCCAGUUGGUCAGCACAAGCAGUGAUAAUAAAUUCCCGGAUUGUUUUCUUUUA